Molecule: messenger RNA, 1463 nt
Organism: Raphanus sativus (radish)
Lineage: Eukaryota; Viridiplantae; Streptophyta; Magnoliopsida; Brassicales; Brassicaceae
Product: putative F-box protein At5g42430
Exons: 1
Coding region: 76-1299 (407 amino acids)
Molecular function (GO): protein binding
Source: RefSeq, a predicted model, not a curated record
AAUCUCACGUUUUGUACCUUAGGUCAGCGCUGCACCAAAUCUCAACGUGUAUCCUCUCUCCCUACCUUUAGGAUCAUGGAUAGAGGAGGAGAAAUCUCAGAUUCCAUCCCGGAUGAUCUCAUCGUCGAGAUAUUCUCGAGACUGCCUGCAAAGUCAGCUGCGAGGUUUCGUUGCUUGUCGAAGUUAUGGUAUUCCAUGCUUCACCGUUCAUAUUUCACCGAGCUGUUUCUGACCAGGUCACGCACUCGUCCACGUCUCUUAUUUGUCUUCGAACUAUCUGGUAAGUUCAGCGUCUACUCAUCGCCCCAGCUUCAGAAUCCAUAUAAGAAGUCUUCUCUUGUAGCCCCGGUCGAUUUAGAUAUGAUGUCCCUUGACUUUGAUGGCUUCACCUCUGGUUUGAUCUAUUUCUCUAGUAUGUAUUUCUGGGACAAGAGUGGUCUGGAUCUGGAGAGUUCAAGGCCUGUGAUAUAUAACCCUAGUACGAAACACUAUGUUAGCUUACCUAAACAACCGAGAAGUAGACACCGCAGAUACAUGGGAAGCUUUUUAGGGUUUGAUCCGAUUGACAAGCAAUUCAAGGUAUUAUGGAUCAGGACGACUGGUAUAUCUUCUUAUAAAAUUCUGACAUUAGGAACUGGGAAAAUGAGGUGGAGGAAUAUCCAAUCCCCCUUGAACCAUGAGGCUUAUAAACCAUGUCUAUGCAUCAAUGGGGUUUUGUAUUACUUAGCUUCAAGCUCGAGUGAUUCGUCUUUUACUCCUUUGUUAGUUUGCUUUGAUGUUAGGUCUGAGAAAUUCAAGUUUAUUGACGCUGAGUUCUUUGCUUAUAUCCGCACUCAAUUUAUAAACUACAAAGGUAGAUUUGGUGUGACUCAAUGGAAGAAUGAUGGUGAGUUGCGUGUGUGGGUCUUAGAGGAUGUAGAGAAACAGAAAUGGUCCAAAAAUGUAUACACAUUCCCGGCUAUUAAUGAAAUUGUUGGUGUCGCUGGAGCAACAUCUACAGGUGAUAUUGUUUUGUCGAUGAGAUAUCGUACAUCUAAACCAUUUUAUGUUUUCUACUUCAAUCUCGAAAGGAACACUCUCCAGAGUGUUGAAAUCCAAGGUUUUGGAGAAUGCGAUGAUGAGAAUAGUUAUAGCGUUAAUGUCUUCGUGGACUAUGUAGAGGAUCUUAAUCUUAACGAUGCCAAAUACCUCAAUUCGAUCAAAGGUCAAAACCACAAAGAAAACUCUGCAACUACGCUAUCUUUGAAGAACAAGCAGCAGACAACCUUCCUGCUGAACAAGUUACGUACAAACUAUUAGCAAAGUUGUAGUGAGGACAUGUGCUGUGAAUUGUUGUUUGACUAAUCUGAUCUUGGAGGCCAAGUGACAUUCAUGCAUAACAACAAGUGUCUAGCUGUUUUUGGCUGUGAUUUCUUAUUUACAGAUUUGGUGUGAGCUAUUUUGUUUUUUUCUGGUUAUAAUUG